Messenger RNA from Haliotis rufescens (red abalone), 3710 nucleotides. RefSeq names its product radical S-adenosyl methionine domain-containing protein 1, mitochondrial-like. Bases 111 to 1427 code for a protein of 438 amino acids. The transcript is spliced from 16 exons. Gene Ontology annotation, molecular function: 4 iron, 4 sulfur cluster binding; coproporphyrinogen oxidase activity. Gene Ontology annotation, cellular component: cytoplasm. Gene Ontology annotation, biological process: porphyrin-containing compound biosynthetic process. The record is from RefSeq and is a predicted model, not a curated record. Lineage: Eukaryota; Metazoa; Mollusca; Gastropoda; Lepetellida; Haliotidae.
GAUAUCGGACACUUCAGAGAAUGAUAAGAACGUGCGUCGGUGCUGAGUGUGUGUUAUGUUUGGGAUGAGAGCUGAAUUGGCAGUUUUGUUGAACAAAAGAUAGUAAAACAAUGAGAUCAAAACACCUGUCAGUCAUUAGCCGGUGUAGGAGGAGUCUCUGCAGUGUGGCCAAUGACAGUCAGUCGUCAAAACUGUCACAUCUCGAAAAAGUGAAUGUGGAAAAAAAGGAACGAAAAUAUGAAAGAAGUGCUGCAUUGUAUGUCCAUUGGCCUUACUGCAAGAGACGAUGUACGUACUGCAACUUCAACAAGUAUAUCGAUCGCAAUGUCAACGAGGAGAGAAUGAGAGAUAACCUUGUGAGGGAGACUGAAACUCUCAUCAGGCUCAGUGGCGUGUCCAGCAUAGCAUCAAUCUUCUUUGGAGGAGGGACCCCAAGUUUAGCAAGCGCAGACACGAUUGCAAGUAUCAUUAAUCAAGUCAAAGCACAGGUAACACUGCCUGACUCAGGGGAGAUCACUCUUGAGGCCAAUCCAACAUCUCUGGAGACAAAUCGCUUGAGAGAAUUCUGUGAUGCAGGUGUAAAUCGACUUUCUAUUGGAGUACAGUCAUUGAGACAAGACAACCUCUCCGUCCUGGGCAGGGACCACACUGUGGAGGAGGCUGAAAGGUGUAUCAGGGAGGGUAGGGCCUUGUUUCCUGGCCGUGUGUCUGUGGAUCUGAUGUUUGGUCUUCCAGGACAGACUGUUCAUGCCUGGCUAGCUGAGCUCCGACAAAUGAUAGACAUAUGUGACAAGCACCUGUCACUUUAUCAGCUGACCCUGGAGAGAGGAACCCAGCUGUUUAAGGAUGUUGGUAAACACACAGUGCGGAUGCCGUCCCCCGAUGAUGUGGCGACCAUGUACAAGGCUGCGGUCCAGAUUCUCUCCGAUCAUGAAUACAAGAGAUAUGAAGUGUCAAACUUUGCAAAACAGGAAGCAUACAGCACCCACAACCUGACCUACUGGAGAGGGAUGCCAUAUAUAGGUGUUGGGCCAGGUGCCCAUGGCAGGUUCUACGUGGCGGGUACCAGACAGGCGCGGGUGCAGACCCUGGAGCCAGACAUCUGGAUGAGGGAGGUUGAGGCCUUCGGGAACGCUACGCGCAAGAUAGUUCCACAGACACUUCUAAAUCAUUUGGAGGAGAUGGUGGCGGUAGGACUUAGGACAGGCUGGGGGAUAUCACAUGACAGAUGGGAGGAGGUUUCUCCUCUUGGUCUUCAGGACAUCUUCCAUCACUCAGGCACCAUCCAGUCUUACCGGGACCAGGGCUUGCUGCACCUCGACACCCGAGGACUUCGAGCUUCAGACACUGGGCUGGAUGUUUUGGAUACCUUGAUACCAUCAUUGUUGUUACAGCUGGACUUGGCUUUCAAACCUAGUGUGACAUGACACGCCAUGAGACAAUCACUGUUACAGCUGGACUCAGCCUUCAAAUCAAACGUGACAUCACACGCCAUGAGACAAUCACUGUUACAGCUGGACUUGGCCUUCAAACCUAGUGUGACAUGACACGCCCUGAGACAAUCACUGUUACAGCUGGACUUGGCCUUCAAACCUAGUGUGACAUGACACGCCCUGAGACAACCACUGUUACAGCUGGACUUGGCCUUCAAGCCUAGUGUGACAUGACACGCCAUGAUACAACCACUGUUACAGCUGGACUUGGCCUUCAAGCCUAGUGUGACAUGACACGCCAUGAGACAAUCACUGUUACAGCUGGGCUUGGCCUUCAAAGCCUUGUGUGACAUGACACGCCAUGAUACAAUCACUGUUACAGCUGGACUUGGCCUUCAAAUCAAACGUGACAUGACAGGCCAUGAGACAAUCACUGUUACAGCUGGACUUGGCCUUCAAACCUAGUGUGACAUGACACGCCAUGAGACAAUCACUGUUACAGCUGGACUAGGCCUUCAAACCUAGUGUGACAUGACACGCCAUGAGACAAUCACUGUUACAGCUGGACUAGGCCUUCAAACCUAGUGUGACAUGACACGCCAUGAGACAAUCACUGUUACAGCUGGACUAGGCCUUCAAACCUAGUGUGACAUGACACGCCAUGAGACAAUCACUGUUACAGCUGGACUUGGCCUUCAAACCUAGUGUGACAUGACACGCCAUGAGACAAUCACUGUUACAGCUGGACUUGGCCUUCAAACCUAGUGUGACAUGACACGCCAUGAGACAAUCACUGUUACAGCUGGACUAGGCCUUCAAACCUAGUGUGACAUGACACGCCAUGAGACAAUCACUGUUACGGCUGGGCUUGGCCUUCAAGCCUAGUGUGACAUGACACGCCAUGAGACAAUCACUGUUACAGCUGGACUUGGCCUUCAAAUCAAACGUGACAUGACACGCCAUGAUACAAUCACUGUUACGGCUGGGCUUGGCCUUCAAGCCUAGUGUGACAUGACACGCCAUGAUACAAUCACUGUUACAGCUGGACUUGGCCUUCAAAUCAAAUGUGACAUGACACGCCAUGAGACAAUCACUGUUACGGCUGGACUUGGCCUACAGAUCUAACGUGACAUGACACGCCAUGAGACAAUCACUGUUACAGCUGGACUUGGCCUUCAAAUCAAACGUGACAUGACACGCCAUGAGACAAUCACUGUUACGGCUGGACUUGGCCUUCAAACCUAGUGUGACAUGACACGCCAUGAGACAAUCACUGUAACAGCUGGGCUUGGCCUUCAAGCCUAGUGUGACAUGACAAGCCAUGAGACAACCACUGUUACAGCUGGACUUGGCCUUCAAGCCUAGUGUGACAUGACACGCCAUGAGACAAUCACUGUUACAGCUGGGCUUGGCCUUCAAGCCUUGUGUGACAUGACACGCCAUGAGACAAUCACUGUUACAGCUGGACUUGGCCUUCAAAUCAAAUGUGACAUGACACGCCCUGAGACAAUCACUGUUACGGCUGGACUUGGCCUUCAAACCUAGUGUGACAUGACACGCCAUGAGACAAUCACUGUUACAGCUGGACUAGGCCUUCAAACCUAGUGUGACAUGACACGCCAUGAGACAAUCACUGUUACAGCUGGACUUGGCCUUCAAACCUAGUGUGACAUGACACGCCAUGAGACAAUCACUGUUACAGCUGGACUAGGCCUUCAAACCUAGUGUGACAUGACACGCCAUGACACAAUCACUGUUACAGCUGGGCUUGGCCUUCAAGCCUAGUGUGACAUGACACGCCAUGAGACAAUCACUGUUACAGCUGGACUUGGCCUUCAAAUCAAACGUGACAUGACAGGCCAUGAGACAAUCACUGUUACAGCUGAGCUUGGCCUUCAAACCUAGUGUGACAUGACACGCCAUGAGACAAUCACUGUUACAGCUGGACUUGGCCUUCAAAUCAAACGUGACAUGACACGCCAUGAGACAGAUGGACUUGGCCUUCAAGCCUAGUGUGACAUGACACGCCAUGAGACAACCACUGUUACAGCUGGACUUGGCCUUCAAAUCAUAUGUGACAUGACACGCCAUGAGACAAUCACUGUUACGGCUGGACUUGGCCUUCAAACCUAAAGUAAAAUGGCAGCCAUGAACCAUUCCCCAAGAACAUGUAUACUGCAGACGUGGUUCAUGUACAUACUCGGCCAUCAUUCAACCGAAUAUUGCCGACUGGACUGAAUUGGAUACUUUUUUUCUGAAUAAAGUUGUUCACAGGCA